Malaclemys terrapin pileata is the source of this 4091-nucleotide messenger RNA. It is a transcript of the gene FOXE1, whose product is annotated as forkhead box E1. Bases 2586 to 3539 code for a protein of 317 amino acids. Gene Ontology annotation, molecular function: RNA polymerase II cis-regulatory region sequence-specific DNA binding; DNA-binding transcription factor activity, RNA polymerase II-specific. Gene Ontology annotation, biological process: anatomical structure morphogenesis; regulation of transcription by RNA polymerase II; cell differentiation. The record is from RefSeq and is a predicted model, not a curated record. NCBI's taxonomy places the organism in Eukaryota, Metazoa, Chordata, Testudines, Emydidae. The transcript has a single exon.
GUGUGCGAAGAUACAGAGCCCCCCAGUUUGCAUCCCAAAAGCCACGUUGCUUCAAUUUCAUUGUGAAUAUAUUCCUCUUCUGGUAUUGUACAGAUUGUAUCCCUGGGGGUUAUGUUAUGUCAGCUUCUUGUUACAAAGGAACAGACACAAACGCUGCGCUGGGAAAUCUGAUGAGCGCUCUGUACAGUUAGCAGAGGUAGGUUUGGGCUCGGGUUUUGCAAGUGUUCAUAGGUAAGAAUUGGACUUUACUGUCUGUGUAUUUUGAAAGCAUAAAAUAAAGAGGAGUGUUCGGUCCCGGUUGUUCUCUGGUUUAUUACCUGGGGUUUUUAAAUACAUUGAACGGGAUGGCGCGCGUGCUUUAUUUUUCUUAUUUAAUUUAAUUUACUACAGAGAAGUCUCUAAAAGCCCCGGGUUGGCAAAUCUCUAAGAAAAGUGCAAACCCGAUAAACUGGUGUGAAAACAGGGAUCCAAACACAGCUGUCCUGGCCUGGCCGCGAGUCUAAAAUUAGGUGCUCUGUAAGGGAAGGCGCAUGGCAGGGCUGGCUCUAGGUACCAGCAAAACAAGCUGGUGCUUGGGGCGGCACAUUUUUGGGGGUUGCAUGGCCGGCGCCAGAAUGCCGCCCCUAAAAAUGUGCCCCGGCUGCCCUAGCUCACCUCCGCUGCUGCUGCCACAGCGCGCGAAACAGCUGAUUCGCGAGCCGCUGCUGGCCCUCCCUCCCAGGCUCUCAAACCUGGGAGGGAGGGGGAGAUCCCGAGUGGCCGUUUCGUGUGCCGCUGCUCCCCCUCCCUCCCAGGCUUGGGAGCCUGGGAGGGAGGGGGAGAAGCGGCGCCGGCUCCCCGGCCACUCGGAGUCUCCCCCUCCCACCCAGGCUCUCAAACCUGGGAGGGUGGGGAGACUCUGAGUGGCCGUGGCGCCCUUGCCGGCUUCUCCCCUCCCCUCCCUCCCUCCCUCCUAGGCUGGUAAUAUCUGGGAUUGGAGCAACUUCUGCUAAUGAACAAGACUAGAACAGAACAAAAGUUCUGAGGAGUAGGUUGGUUCAAUACAAGAUAAUUCCUCACCCAGCUUGUCUCUCUAGUGUCUACAUCCGCUGUGCAAAGGAGUUAGAGACACCUCCGCACACCCCCCCAGACGGGCUCCGCGUUUCAGCAUUGUAGGAAAUAGGUUAUAGCCGCAUUCAGAAAAGUUUAGACUGGUCACUUUCACUCAUUGCAAUUGAAAUGCACUGGACACAAGGAAUCCAUUUGAACACGACCAGCCAGCUCCUCAUGUCGAUCUUAAACCGCUGCCCCCGUUUAGAUACGGCUUCGGCCCCGGUUCCCGCAGCUCCGCACGAAUCCCAGCCCAGCCCCUAACGAAUCGGACGGGGGCCUCGGGCGGACGCGGGUUUCGUUGCUGUGUGAUUCGCUCGCCGCGGUUAUUAUAGCGAGUGCGGAGUUUUAUCGCUACCGGCCGGUGAGGCCCUGAGCCGAGUAGGGGGCGCUUCAGAAAGGCGCAUCCAGGCGCUUAUCGUUCAUGUUUUGUUCACGCUGCUGUUGUGAUUGGGCGCGGGGCCCCCGCCGUGCCAGGCGCUGCACAAACCCAAGAGAACGCACGGGCCCCUCUCUCCAAGGAGGCGACCGCCGCAGGGCACCCGAGGCCUAUUGUAGGGGUACGUCCCCAGCGAUGCAAACCCCAGGCGGGGUCGGGGACGGAGCUCCAGGGCACAAGGCGCUAUUUCAUGAUUACAGCCCGGGGCCCCACUCCAGGAAGGCGCUGGCCAGAGCAGUGGGGGAGUCCUGGGCACGAUGUCCUGGCGCCUGGCGGGCUCCAGGUGCCUCUCCCCAGCCCAGUGCGCCCCUCUCUUGGCGCCUUGCGCUGACCCUGGAGAAAGCUACGCGCCGACCCCGCCUGGCUCCGCUCCAGCGCUUCUCCAGAGUGCACGCUGCCCACGGGGCUCCCGAGCCCGAGAGCGGGCAUAGGCGCUCUGCUUUUCGGGCUGGCGGCUCCUCUCCUGCGCCGCGCCCAUUCCCGACUCUGGAGCCUCGGAGUCAGGAGUUACCUGGGAAGGUGGGGGAAGGGCUCGGGCAUAUCCUUCCCCGCGGCUGCCACGGCUCUGGACAGGUCAGCCCCUUCCUACAGGUGCGUCAGGGAGGCUGCGCCCCUGCCCGGCCUGUCUCUUUAAGGCGCUGGGGGCGGAGGCGAUGGCCCGGGCAGGUGGGAGUGCCGGCUGCCCAGGUACGGCAGGCACAGAAGGAGCCGGAGAUCGCGGCUCAGCAGGCGGCAUAAAAGGAGGGAGUCCCGCCCCCACGCCUCCUUUGCCGGGCCGCCGGGGUUACCUGCGCGCCGGGAGCUGCGGCGCCCUCCGCCCCGGGCUCCCUGCCCAGCGGCCAGCCGGGCACAAGUUAAUGGUGAUGGGGGCAGCCGCUCCCGCAGCCCUGGGUCUGGAGUCACCGACCUCCCUGCCCCGGGCGGCCCGGAGCCCGAGCCUCCCCCGCGCCCAUCAGCAGUGAGUUCCUGCGCCCCACCGCGCCCCUCCUGGACUGAGUCGCCGGCCUCGGGAGCCCCGGAGCGGAGCUUGCGCGCCAGGGGUAGGGGCCGGCCGGGGAUGACCGCGGAGAGCCAGCAGCCCCUGUGCGGGGCCAGCCGCGCCGAGCCCGGCCUCCUGCUCAUGCCCCUGGUGAAGGCGGAGCCGGGGCCGCCCGAGGCGGGAGCGCGGGGCGCGGGGCGGCGGCGGAAGCGGCCGGUGCAGCGGGGCAAGCCCCCGUACAGCUACAUCGCCCUCAUCGCCAUGGCCAUCGCGCAAGCCCCGGAGCGGCGCCUCACGCUGGGCGGCAUCUACCGCUUCAUCACCGAGCGCUUCGCCUUCUACCGCGACGGGCCGCGCAAGUGGCAGAACAGCAUCCGCCACAACCUGACCCUCAACGACUGCUUCGUCAAGGUGCCGCGGGAGCCGGGCCGCCCGGGCAAGGGCAACUACUGGGCGCUGGACCCGGCGGCCCGCGACAUGUUCGAGAGCGGCAGCUUCCUGCGCCGGAGGAAGCGCUUCAAGCGCAGCGACCUCUCCACCUACCCGGGCCCCGCGCCCGACGGGGCCUUCGGGCCGCCCGCCGCCUGCUACCCCGCCGCCCCGCGCCGCCUCUUCGGCCUCGGGGGGCCGCCCGGCGCCCAGCUCGUCCCGCAGCCCGGCCGCCCGCUCAGCCCCGAGCUGGCCCCGGGCACCGCCAGCUCCUGCGCCUUCGGGGGAGCCGCCUACGCCAGCCCGGGCUGCGCCGGGGGCGCCGUCUCCUACCCGUACCCGGGCCCCGGCGCGCCGCUGCCGCUCACCCAGGGGCCCUACCCGCAGGGCAGCGGCCAGCUGUACCCGCCCGGCCGCCUGGCCCUGUCCACCUCGCCCCCGCUCGGCGGCGACAGCCGGGACUUCUACGGCCGCAUGUCCCCCGGGCCCUGCCCUGCGCUGGCCCACGGCUACGGCCCCGGCGCGCAGCUGGGCGGCCCCGGCGCCUACCUGCGCCCAGCGCCCUACCCCGGCGCCGUGGAGAGGUUCGUCCCGGCCAUGUGAAGGGACCGGCCCCGGGCUGGCGCUGGAGCGGUCGCCGGAGGGACCGAGCCGCGCCGCCGGGAGUGAGAAGCCGGGAACCGGCUCCAACGGGGUCCCCGCGGGGCCGUGGCUAGCCAGGGGUGGCUCCCGCUGCGCUGUGCAGAGCGGCCGUGCGGGACUCGGGAGGACACCGAGACGGACCUCUGGCAAAGCCCCCGGCCGCGGCCCAGGACACGGCGAGUAGUCAGCGUUGUUCCCCUUUGCUUGCGGCCGGAACUGGCUCCAGGACUCGCCCCGCGUGGGGAGCGAUGGGGCGCGGGGGCUGUUCCCCACGUCGGCGGCGCCUCUCUGCCCGCCGGGGCCCUGCCCGGUGCAGGGCAGUACCGGGAACGGAGAGGGCCCGAGCUGCUCCUGCACAAGACCCAAUUCCACAUGAACCAUAAAGUCCUUCUGGCCCGGACUCAUCGGUCCUUGACUCCCGUUACUUCAGAUCCCAAAGACGGGGUGGGGGUGCCCGCAGUUCUGUUCCUAACGGCCUCGGACGUGUCCCCGCAAUAAAUGGCUCUCCCGGCA